AUGACGACAUUUGAACCAUUGUCAGAAAUAUCAGAUCAAGGAUUGAUAGCAGAUAUAAAUACACAAUUAGAAGAUGAAAAUUUACCAUUAAUGCUACCAACGUUACUUCAAAUAGCGAUAUAUAAUUUGGACGAAGAAUUAUUUGAUUACUUAAUUGAAAAAAACGCAGACAUAAACAAGAGUUUUGAAACCUACGGCAGUCCAGUGUAUCUUGCUGUCAGCAAAUCGUCAAGUAAUUUGAACAUAUUGAGGAAAUUAAUAGAAUAUGGUGCUGAGAUAAAUUUGCGUGAGUUUAUUUAUAAUUGGACGCCAUUGCAUUUGGCAUGUUAUUACGGUAAAUGCGAAGUAGCCGAGCUUCUGAUUAAUUACGGUGCUGACAUUAAUAUGUCAAAUUUGUACAUCAUGAAAAAUCCGACAGUUAAUAUUGGCAUUACACCGCUGCAUAUAGCGAUAGAAAGGGAUCAAAUACGAAUGGUUGAAUUACUAUGCCGAAAAAAUGUAAACACAAAUUUGGAGUCAAUUAAUCGAGGAACGCCAUUGGUCUACGCAAUUUUAAAAGAGAGAAUAGAUAUGGUUAAAAUUCUUGUUAAGAAUGGUGCUGAUGUUAAUAAAAUUUCGAAGAUAUGCAAAACUAGAGAAACUGCUUUAAGCUUUGUUGUCAUUAACGAAUUCAGUUUGACGCCUCUACAUGCCGCUAUUAUGAAACAACAACGGCGAGCAGUUAAAGUUUUGUUAUUAAAUGAUAAAAUAAACGUUAAUAUUGUGAUAAAAGAAUUACAUACUCCGUUACAUUAUGCAGUAAAAGUUGCACCUAGUAUUGUUACGGAUUUAUUGAAUGCUGGUGCUGAUAUAAAUAUUUGUAUCGAUAAUAAAACAAUUAUUGAAUAUUGCAUAGAAAAUAAUGUAUCAAAAAAAACAAUUGAAGAGAUAAAUCAGCAUAUUGUUAAAUUAAGAUCAGCUAAAUUAUAUAAUUAG
This is a messenger RNA of Microplitis demolitor, 975 nucleotides long. Its product is annotated as serine/threonine-protein kinase TNNI3K-like. Gene Ontology annotation, cellular component: nucleus. The transcript has 3 exons. NCBI's taxonomy places the organism in Eukaryota, Metazoa, Arthropoda, Insecta, Hymenoptera, Braconidae. The coding region runs from base 1 to 975 and encodes 324 amino acids. Gene Ontology annotation, molecular function: transcription cis-regulatory region binding; protein binding. The record is from RefSeq and is a predicted model, not a curated record. Gene Ontology annotation, biological process: positive regulation of transcription by RNA polymerase II.